AAUAACUGUGAACAGUUUUAUCGAUAAGGGGGCUGUACAGAUAGGGGUAUAUAUAUACAAGGGGUUGGUUGUUAGGAUGCAAAACAAACCGCACUACUGACACAGCUAUCAAGGUACAAACUGCAUACCAAUCUGUUAAUAGCUCUAUGCUUAUAUUAUUCAAACUUUUGAGAGAAACAUUGCUUGUAAUAAAUUGAUGGAUCUGGAACGAAAUAUUGGAGUGAAAUUUGACUGAUUGCACUUUAGAGCUUGUAAUAACUGAUAAUACUCUGGUUUUGUUUCAAGAUAUACUCGUUUUGAAGAAAGGAACACAUGCGAUCAACAAAGAACGUUUGCACGAGCGUCAUAGCCAUGUUCUUUCGCGGAACCUGACAUUUGGAAGACGUUUUAUAUUUUUCUUUUGAAAGGAGUUCUUCGUUGUCUUUUAAGAUAUUCUUCAAGAAACAACAUUUUGAUAAUCUACUUUGAAAUAUUAAGCUAGCUUGUAUAAUCUCGAAACUUCGAACGAGAACGUCAAAUUGCAUUUGUUUUGCGGCCAGGUUAAUCUGUAAGUGAACUUGUUGAAAAAAUAUUCGAUUGAAGCAUGGCUGCUUGAUAAAUCUAUAUAAAACUUUUACUUUAAUGAAUACCAAGUUUUGAAAGUUUUCUCAGACACCAGUGAAAAGAUACACAGUCUCGUUUGGCAACUAUCAGUAUCAGCACAGUCAGGUGAGGGUGAAAGAAAUUCAAAGAUGAUGGUAGUUGAGCAGGCCAGUCGCCCUGCUACCAAGCAGCACGGGGAGACUGACAAGGACAAGGAUGGGAAAGAACGAAAACCUCGAAACUCUGGGGAUAUAUUGGCUCGACGUCGCUUCGAGAACAUUCGGAAGCAUUCGGCACGCACUCGACAUCGUACCGGUAUCAUAAACACUGGUGAAAAGAACAGACUGACAAUCGUAGAAAAUCAAAUGGUGAAGGCACACAAGGUGGCGGAGGCAAGGAUCCAGCGCAUGAAGCUCCAGCUUAGGCGGGAGCUUCACGAGAUGGAGGCUGGGAGACGAGCCCUUAGGAGACGCUCCAUCUGCGUUAGAGAUGAGGACAGGGAUAGAGAUAGACAGGAUCUGUCAAAGUAUUGCCAAAGAGGGCGUUAUCUUUAUGCCAUGCGGAACGAGGUGAAGACGCAAAAGGAAGAUAUGGAAUCUUACAACGAACGUCUCGAGAAGGCCAGGAAGAUGCUACAACCGGCUAAGAAGAACAGCACAUUGGCAAUGGAUCGAGGAAAACUAUUAGGACUGGCACCGUCCAAUUCCUAUCUCAAGGUGGGUCGUCGUAUUAGCGUGGUCGAGGCACCACCUGCAGCUAAGCUUCUUGCCUUCCAAGACAGCGACGAUGACGACGACGACAUCGAGGAGAUCUCAAAGGCGAUGCCGGUUAAGAUAAAUCUUGACAAGAGUGAUCUUCGGGCGAAGUCUCUAAGCAGUACCAAGACACCGCCGCCUUUUGAUGUGAAUCAGUUGAGGAAAGAAUUUGGACCUGAGAUGCGGAAAGCCUUGGAGAGUUUGAUGAUGGAUGACCCUAGCGUCAUGCUGGCCAUGCCCGUUUCAAGGGAAACAACUCGAGGAAGCAGAAGAGACUUUGAGAAUUAUGGGACACUUGAGCAACUCGCAGAUGCAAACAGACCAAACGAAGGGUCAAAGCCGGACAAUCAGCCUUCAGAAAAGACUGGAGAUGCUGGGAAACUUAAACUGCCACCGGUACAGGUGGAGAAGUCGCUGGUUGGGCGGGUUCCAAAGAAUCACAAAGUAACUGCUGCCGCCAAACCUCUUCUGAGUACAGUUACAGAAACGUGAACAAAACAAUUUGUGGAACGCACACUGAUUCAGAAAUCAGCAAAGGACGCCGAAGACCGUUGAUAAAAUAUAUCAACCGUUAAGUAGAAGGAUAUCAUGAAAAUAUCUUGGUUGUCGGCUUUCUCUCUAGCUCUGUAGAACCAGCUGAAAACUUUGAAGAAUGAACAAUCAAUAUCUAGGUGUACAGAAGCCCUGGCAAGCAAAUAUAAAGCUACACAUUCGUCCGUUUCGUUCAACCAUAUAACCUGCAAUUUUUUAAGACAGUCGAAAGCCACUCUUUAAUUGUUUUGGUAAAUUUCCUUAAGUAUGAUGUCUAUUCUAGUUUUCUAUAUGAUUCUAAUAUGUGUGUCCUUAAGCGGUUAUGAUGCGAUUUAUAUUCACAUUCAAUAAUGAGAGCCAACUCGGAAUCAUCCUUUUUACAUUACGAGAUGGGGGUCAUAUUGACACUCGCUCUGAGAAAAACAAUAUAUAUAGCAACAACAAAAUGAUACAUAAUGUAAUGAUGACUAUCAAUCCGCUAUUUCUUCAAGCAUCUCAUAUGAUGGGAGCGCCAGAGCUUUCCAAAUUCUUGUUUUUCAUGAUAUCAUUGGCUUGCAUUAUUCUCAGAUCCGGGGGCGAAAACACUCUUUCUGUUCUGAAUCCCCUACUCAUUAAAAAAAACUGUUUAAAAUUUAUACAACAAUGUUCACAAUAUGAACCUUACAGUAUUUGUUUAACAGUUUAAGAAACAGUGCUUAAUUUAUUGAGAAUUACAUAAACUUUGUCUUUUGAGAUUUUAAAAACCUGUUCCACCCGUUUAAACAACUAUACUGUAUGUUCCUAAAGUAAACAGCGUUUGCAAGUUCGUAUUUCUUACACUAUCUUGAACGAUUCCGAUGACAACAUUUAAGGCCAUCCCCCAAAUAAAGUUAGAACCUAAACUCCUCAAAAAAGUUUGGAAAUCUGACUUUGAUCGAUAAUCCCUCCUCAGCUUUAGUAAAUAUCAAUGUGU
This is a messenger RNA of Lytechinus variegatus (green sea urchin), 2820 nucleotides long. RefSeq lists its product as uncharacterized. NCBI's taxonomy places the organism in Eukaryota, Metazoa, Echinodermata, Echinoidea, Temnopleuroida, Toxopneustidae. The transcript is spliced from 3 exons. The coding region runs from base 732 to 1829 and encodes 365 amino acids. The record is from RefSeq and is a predicted model, not a curated record.